Messenger RNA from Malus domestica (apple), 1158 nucleotides. NCBI's taxonomy places the organism in Eukaryota, Viridiplantae, Streptophyta, Magnoliopsida, Rosales, Rosaceae. The record is from RefSeq and is a predicted model, not a curated record.
AACAUUCCUCAUGCCCCAAUUUUCCUUCCCAAACCCACUCAUUUCCCCCACAAAUUACCAAAACCCAACUCACAUUCCUCCUCGCCGAGCUCAUUGCAACCAUUUGCAUUCACUCUCCCUUCAUCGGCUUCCGAAUCCGCAGCCUCCGCACCGGAGCAAGUUUCCGACAAAAUAAACCUUGAAUCAAUCUUGGUCUCGAUCGAUGACUUUUUCAAUCGAAACGUUCGUCUGGCUGGUUGUGAUUCCUCUGGUCCGGGCGUAUUUGAGAAAGUACAAGUUUGUCCUUGUCAUUGACGCGUUUCGGAAGCUCCGGGACCACCCGAACGCUCAGCUGCUGGAUAUUCGGGACGAGAAGAGCUUGGGGUAUCUGAAGUCUCCGAAUUUGAAGAUUUUGAAUAAGUGCACGGUGCAGGUUCCGUUUUCGGAGGAAGAUGAAGCUGGGUUUGUGAAAAGGGUUUUGGAGAAGUUAGGGAACCCAGCAGAGACUGUCGUUUGCGUUCUGGGCAAUUUUGAUGGAAUUUCCAUCAAAGUGGCUGAGUUAUUGUUCAAGAAUGGCUUCAAAGAGGCUUAUGCAAUCAAGGGUGGGGUUGGAGGUACAAAAGGGUGGCUGGAGUCACAAGAAACUCUUUUGCCACCUUCUAUGCAUAUCUACCCCAAGAAGAAGGUUAAAACUUCACAAGAAACUGUGACAAACGGAGGAGUUGUUCGGGGAAAGGUCUGCCACUUCUACAAAUUUGUCCGCGGGAGAAAGUCAAACAACGGACAAUGGACGCACAACCAAGGCUACAGACUCUGUGUCAAUUGUGAAAAAUGGCUCUAGAUCAUCCUCUCCCUACCCAAGUUACCAAGAUUUGAAACCGCCAUCUUCCCCAACUCCAUCGAAGCCCUGAAAUCGAUGCUGUGACUCGUCUUGCUUCAGAAGUGGUGCCUCCGGUUGGGGGAAGCAUAUUUUUUUCAAAAGUUUUGCCGAUCAUUAGUUGUAUAUUCGUGAUAUCGAGGAGAGGUUAUUGAUAAAUGACACGCAUUGAAUCUCUUGGUAGCAAACUUUUAGUUCCGGUUUUCAUAUCAGCUGUACAUUUUGUAAUAUGUGUAUUUGAAGCUAACAUUUGUCCCAUGGUAAUAAAACGGUGAUCAUUGCAAAUGAAUCGUCUUCUGAAA